AUGAUCCGAAUUCAAGGAAAAAGAGUUUUGACCGUUUUAGCUUUUGUGAUGGCAAUUUGUGUAUCUUUCCAGCUAGGUCUUAUAUGGAGUACUCGUUCCUCCUUUUCUGACAUUGUUCGUGAACAACUAGAUGUCGAAAACCACGUGCAGCCCACACAAUUGCGAGAACUGAAAAUGAAUCAGCAGACGCCAUUACGAGAACUGAAAGUGAAUCACACGACAACUCCUACUUCGCAAAUCAAUUACAAAUCAUUUCUUAUAACCAGGAGAUCUUGUAUGCAACAUUACGAUCUUCUUAUCAUUAUCUCAUCCGCUCCAAGUAAUUUCGGAAGAAGGAAUAACAUUCGUAAGACAUGGGCAUUCGAAAGAUCCGCAAAACCAAGAUGGACGUCAGUUUUUCUGGUCGCCCAGACACGGAAUGAAACAGUUUCGAACGUGUUGCUUGACGAAGAUGAAGCACUUAAGGACCUUGUGCGAGCUAGCUAUUAUGACCACUACUGGAAUCAAACCCGAAAGAUACAAAUGGGCUUCGAAUGGGCAGUAACGUAUUGCAAUUUCUCGUUUCUUUUGAAAUUGGAUGACGACGUUUUCGUGCACGUUCCAAGAGUUCUCUCCUUCUUAAGCGCACACACCACGCCGAAAAAGAUGUUUUACGCUGGCAAUCACUACACAAAUCCUGUUCCUUUAAGGGAGGGUAAAUGGAAGGUAACUUACGAGGAAUAUAGCGGGAUGAGAUAUCCAGACUUUUGCCCCGGUUUUGGAUACAUUUUAUCUCACGAUGUUGUACGUGCAUUUGUUGACACUUUCUCUUCUUUGCCGUUCUUCAGACUGGACGAUGUUUACGUUGGCAUGCUAGCAAGUAAGAACGGAAUAAAUAUUACAAACAAUGUGGGUUUUGAACUAUGGCAUCCGCCCCAAUAUGUAUGUGUUCCAACAAAGAAUACUUUAGUCAGGCAUGAUGUAGGGGAAGAGUGCCAAAUGAAAAUGUUUAACUUAGCCAUUUUCCCUCAGUAGUUCGAUGGCGUGGUUAGUACAUACGUAUAUUUUCAUAAAUUCUUCAGUGAAUAAUUUUUCCCUAUAAAAUAUCCGUUGUUCAUUUGAGUGCAGCUAAUUAAAGCCAUCUUUGUUUUGAAUGUGCGAAGCUCGAAGAGUCAGAAUCAGGGCAUUGGAUGCUACAACAUUCACCGACAAUCAGGCUGAGUGUGUGAGCAAGUUGUGUAUCUGUCAAAAUAAGCCGUAGAUAUCAAGAAACGACUAUCGCAGUUUAUUAUUUUAUGGGGAAUUUAUUGAAUUUUACUGCUUCCUCGUCUUGUAAAAAUUGAUUGCAACUUUAAAUAGUUUUAUUUUUCCUUGAAAAUACACAAAUCGUGACUGUCCAAAAGCUUGUUGGAUGAUUUUGUAAAGUUUGAAUCACUUUGUACUGAUAUGCUUUAAUGCCAAUACAAAGGGUCAUGUCUGCGAAUGAGUAGCUCUUUGAGACUAAAAACUAUCAAAAUGUGAUAUAAGAUUUAGCUCUUACCGAUUUGAGAGCAAUCAAGACUUUAUAUUCUUUGAUCCAGACACAUGCAGGGUGAGGAAACAAGAGACACGGAAAAAUUUAUUUCAGAAAUGUAGUUGAUAAAAUGAACUCUUCUAUCUGGUUUUCAAGCAAUCUUAAAACAUUGACUCAUGUAUGUAAUCAAAGAUUACUCAACGGAACUUUUCCGUUUCAAGGUAAAAUAGAAACUGUCACACUGCUACAGAGGUCAAAUAAUUUCUAGGCUUUCAAUUUUACUUUUACCUAUUGAAACAGAGUUCUCAUCAUUA
Molecule: messenger RNA, 1806 nt
Organism: Pocillopora verrucosa
Lineage: Eukaryota; Metazoa; Cnidaria; Anthozoa; Scleractinia; Pocilloporidae
Product: beta-1,3-galactosyltransferase 5-like
Cellular component (GO): Golgi membrane
Molecular function (GO): hexosyltransferase activity
Source: RefSeq, a predicted model, not a curated record